This is a messenger RNA of Lecanosticta acicola, 922 nucleotides long. The record is from the annotation of a GenBank genome assembly. Lineage: Eukaryota; Fungi; Ascomycota; Dothideomycetes; Mycosphaerellales; Mycosphaerellaceae.
AUGUCGGACCGGAUCAAGGAAACGGCCAAACACGAGGCCGAGGCCAUACAGCGGAUUGCCGACCAGGGCAUCCGAUCCGGCGCCUACGUCUAUCCGCUCCAGGGCAUCUUCUACCUCCUCUCCCACCAAGAACUGCGCAAGCCGCUCCUCGAUCGCCUGCUGCCCACCAUGGGCCUCGGCUUCGGCGUCACCGCCUUCAUGUUCGCCUUCACCUAUCUGCCCCAACUCGCCGUCCUCGUCUUCACCUCGGGCCCCGUCGCCGCCCUCACCACCGUCCUCCUCGUCCUCUCCGAGUCCAGCACCCUCACCAUGCUCCUCUCCAAGGCCCUCCUCAUCGAGGACUCCCUCCUCGACACCUUCGACGCCACCCUCGUCGCGCGCGGCCACACCUCCCUCGUCGCCAAGGAGCGCCAGGUCAAGUCGUCGGGCGUCGGCGAUGCCGUUCAGCGUCUCGGCAAGUUGGCCGGCAAGCCCUUUGCCAAAUUCACGCCCACGGCCAUCGUCCGCUACUUCAUGUAUCUGCCCUUGAACUUCAUCCCCGUCGUCGGCACCGUCAUGUUUGUCAUCCUGCAGGGCACCCGCUACGGACCACACGCGCACAGCAGGUACGUAUCAUCAUCAUCAUCAUCAUCAUCAUCAUCACGUUUUCGGGAGAAGAAUAUUUCGUUGACUCUACGGCAGAUACUUCCAACUCAAGGGCAUGAACAAGACGCAACGGGACCGUUGGGUCGAGCAGCGCAAGGGCGCCUACACCGGCUUCGGCAUCCCCGCCGUCCUGCUCGAGAUGAUUCCCGUCGCCGGCAUCAUCGCAUCCUUUACCAACACCUGCGGUGCUGCACUGUGGGCUGCCGACAUGGAACAGGGAACCGAGACCUCGGCUGGUCUGCGCGAGCAAGCAGCAGAGGCGGCGAAAUCGGAGUAG